ACCCAAUUAUUUACCCACGCGGAAUCGACCCGUAGUUUCCUCUUCAGCCCGUCGCUCCUCCCUUGGAUAGUAGGGCUAGAACAGAGUCUUUGAGCCUCCCAAUCUAACGCAGAGGCCUAAUUUGCUUUCUUCUCAGUCUCUCUCAAACGCCAUGUCUCAGAUCGAUAACAGAAAUUCCUCUGCAGCCAAGCGGGCUAGAACUGAUGGUAGUCGCAGGGAAGAUGAUUGGACAUGUCCAAGUUGUGGCAAUGUCAAUUUUUCAUUCAGGACAACUUGCAAUAUGCGUAACUGCACCCAGCCCAGGCCAGCAGAUCAUAACUCAAAAUCUGCUGCCAAGCCAAUGCAACCCCCGCAGAAUUACUCAUCUUCAGCUCCUUAUGUAGGUUCUGGUGCACCUUCUUCAAUGUAUAUGGGUGUGCCUCCAUAUGGUUCAUCCCUUUUCAAUGGAUCUUCUAUUCCUCCAUAUGAUGUUGCAUUUCCUGGGGGAUCAGCUUAUCAUUAUAAUUACAGCAGCCGCCUUUCUGCUGGCAGUCCUUAUAGGCCACUGCAUAUGUCUGGACCACCUCCUUAUUCUGGUGGAUCUAUGAUGGGGAGUGGUGGGAUGUAUGGCAUACCACCCUUGAUGGACCGGUAUGGAUUGGGUAUGCCAAUGGGCCCUGCUGCCAUGGGGCCUAGGCCAGGCUUCUUUCCAGACGAUAAAUCUCUGAAAAAGGGUGCAGAUGCAACACGGGAUAAUGACUGGACCUGUCCAAAAUGUGGGAAUAUCAACUUCUCUUUCAGAACUGUUUGUAACAUGAGGAAGUGCAAUACUCCAAAGCCAGGAUCCCAGGCUGCAAAGUCAGAGAAAAAUUCCAAACAAAAAAUGCCUGAUGGAAGCUGGAAGUGCGAGAAAUGUAACAACAUAAACUAUCCGUUCAGGACCAAGUGCAAUAGACAGAAUUGUGGGGCUGAGAAACCCGAUCAAUCAAAGAAGUCCCCUUCACCAGCGGAAGAUGAGAAUGAUCAGUGAGUACUAGGACAUGUCUGAGGUUUGAGAAGGUCCAGGGUUGUCGUCCAGCAUUGCUCAAUAUGGGUGUCUGAAAGUCAGUAGUGUCGUCCUCAUGUUGCAGCGGUUGUCAAGUUACUCUACCUUCUCAUGAUGUCUGUCAAGUUGUUGUAUUACUUGAGAUGAUAUUUAUGGUCUUUAUGGAUAUUUUUAUGCAUCAUGUGUCUGCCAGCUUGUUCUGGCAAACAUUCUGCAGGUUGGUUUUGGUUUACUGUUAGUUAGGCUUUUGUAAUUUUUGGCAUCUACUCAUCUAUUCUAGUGGGUAUGCUACCAUGAACUUAGAAUACUGCAGGCAGCAUUUUUCAUGUU
Manihot esculenta (cassava) is the source of this 1354-nucleotide messenger RNA. RefSeq names its product ranBP2-type zinc finger protein At1g67325. The transcript has 10 exons. NCBI's taxonomy places the organism in Eukaryota, Viridiplantae, Streptophyta, Magnoliopsida, Malpighiales, Euphorbiaceae. The record is from RefSeq and is a predicted model, not a curated record. Bases 152 to 1009 code for a protein of 285 amino acids.